UUUAAAAUUAAACCUUUGUUGAAACUACAAUACCUGGAUGCAUAAAUGAAUCUCCAUAGACAUAUAAAACCUUGCAAAAUUAUGCUACAGAGGUUGUUCUAACAACCGAGGUUCAUUAGAUCAGAUUAAGCCAGAAAUACAGGCAGUUCUCCUAUUGAGAUGGAACGAGACUGCCACAAACAUCAUGCUGGGAACUUUCUGUCACUGGAGGUGGACGAUCUGCCACAAACAUCAUGCUGGGAACUUUCUGUCACUGGAGCUGAACUACAACUUGCCUCGAGACUGCUCUCGUUUUGGCGGUUUUGAUGUCGCAUCAGUACAGUGCUGUGGUGGACUCGUGAAGUGAGCGGUAACUUGAUGGUGAGAACAACGAACUCAAAAAAGUGUCUUUCCCAGGAUUUUUCAAACGGAGACCUAACCGCGCUGUCAUGGCAUUCACAAAGUCACCAAAGGUGGCCAAAGUCUGGAGGCCUUUUAACUUUUCUGCAUUUCUUUUACGCAAAAACUCUGACAUGACCCCCUCAGCCGAGCAAGACCUACAACAUAUGCAGGCAGGUCUUGGUAAAAGAACACUCUUAAUGGGUGAUGACAUGGCUCACUCAGAGGUCUCCACCUUAUUUGAAAGUGCCUUUCCUAAAUUGAAAACAAUCACAGGAGGCUGGCUCUUGUACAAAGCAGCUGGUGGAAAUGGACGAAGGCAUCUAUCUGUAGUACCCCCUGAAUCUGAGGGAUACACAGGAAGUACCAUCAGAAGCGCGUCUGGAGGUGGGAAAACCAUGUUGUACAUUGUCCCGUUACAGGAGGAAUUUGAUCUAGUACCUCUUGCCUGUGAUGCCCAGGAGUUUUCCCUCAUGCCCAAAGCUGAAUGCAAGAAUUGCUUUAAAGUUAUGCCACUGCAGCUUCUUGCUCUCCAUGUAAAACAAUGCGAUGUCCUGGAAUGUGACUCAGAUUCAGAACCAGGGCCAACACAAGGACAGUGCCCUGUAUGCCAAAUGGAAUAUCCAGUUGUGGAAUUGGAACAACAUGCAAGUUCCUGUGGGGAGCUGGAAAUUAACUCGAGAAGAGCUGCAGACCAUGAUGGCAAUUGCAACAUGUCAAGUGAAGCAAUGCAUUCUUUUCAAAGUUCAGAGGAUGUCUUGGACUGGAUCAGUUACCAGGUGGAUGAAGGCAGCACAUUUCCCCUUUGUGUGAGAAGUGACCUCUUUAAUAGAGGAAUGCAACAGUGGCAACGGCAGUAAAGGCAGACUGAAGGUUACUUUUUUGGGGGAAUCCGGCAUUGACACAGGUGCCCUGAGUAAAGACUUUCUAACAGAGAUGGUUGCAGGGAUCGAAAAAAAACUUUUCACGGACAGCUCUGACAAUAAGGGGAAAAAUCCCCUUUACUGUCUUAACAGCCUGGAUAACAACUACUGUACUUCAGGACUGCAGGAGAAGUUAUGGCGGCUAGCAUGGCACAAGGUGGACCUCUCCCCAACUGUAUGCGUGAAUGGUGCUAUCGAUACCUCUGCUCUGGUGAUUCAGACAGCAUACAGGUGUCAACCAGUGAUGUCACAGAUUUGGAAUUGUCACAGCUUAUAACUGAGGUAAUGUAAAUUAAGUUUAUGAACUCUGAUUCACCUUAUUCACACUUAUUAUAAAUCUUGGGAUUCGCGUCGGGGCCGUUUUACAACCUUGACCGUGCAUUAACUUCUGUGAACAGACCACCGUGUCGUCCAUUAUCCCUUACUUGUUAGUUCGUACCUAUUAAAGUUUAGUGCUAGAAAUAUAGUGUUAUUAUAUAUAGUGUUAACUUAUGUGCCAUCUCUUUUGUGAAACAAAGUCAACGCUAAAUUCAUCCAGGAUAACCAAAAAAUCCCAGUUUAAAAUACCUUAUCCAGGUUUUGUGAAAUCCCCCUCUGGAACUUGCAAUCUACUUCCUUGCUGGAGCGCUGGUGAAUACAGGCCAAGGUCCAUAGUGUGAAACUGACUAGUGAACUGACUUGCGACUUUGCAUAGAAAUAUUAUAUUCUUGUACAAAUUUCCUUCUUUAGUCAAUUAUAUUGCACUGAGGACACUAUAUUGAUUGUACACUGAUCUGAGUGAUGAGGUUCCACAGCAUCUGACUGUUGGCAAAAUCAUGCAGUGGAUGACCGGACAAGCGCAUAAGCCCCUUCUGCCAAGCGAGAAGAAGGACUUCAACAUAUAUGUGAAAUUCCACCAUGAUUGUGACGAGUCAUACAAUUUGUUUUCCAACUGUUAGUGCCUGUAGCCGCACAAUAACAUUUCCAGUUGCUCACCUGACAACAUUUGAUGAGUUUAAAAACGUAAUGAAACUUGCUCUAUCCUAUGGGCAAUCCUUCUACAGAGUGUGAGCCAUUUCACUGUUCUUGUUCAGCACUUGGUUCUGUUACUUUGGUUAGUAUCUGAUUCUAGUAGGAAUUCAAAAACAUGAAAAUGGCUCUGGGUGAUGUGGAAGUAUACUUUGUCAGUCUGUUUGUCUGUGUUAUACAGUGUGUGUUGUUUUUCGGUGUCAACUUUUAAAGUAAAUGAGCUGUAAACAUUUUUGUUUCAAUAAAAUGUUAUGAAUAGUG
Molecule: messenger RNA, 2570 nt
Organism: Alosa sapidissima (American shad)
Lineage: Eukaryota; Metazoa; Chordata; Actinopteri; Clupeiformes; Clupeidae
Exons: 11
Coding region: 429-1238 (269 amino acids)
Source: RefSeq, a predicted model, not a curated record